Messenger RNA from Staurois parvus, 400 nucleotides. NCBI's taxonomy places the organism in Eukaryota, Metazoa, Chordata, Amphibia, Anura, Ranidae. The record is from the annotation of a GenBank genome assembly.
UCAGCGUCUGAUGACGAAUUUCCCCACAAAUCAUUAGCACUCAAUUCUACAAGUGGUUCUGAUUUACUAUCGCUGUUCUCUAGCUGGUCUAAAACCGAUUUUGACAUAAAGGGACACUUUUUGGACGCCAUGUACUUUUCUAAGUUGCCAGGCAGAAAGAACAGUCAAAAUGCAGGCAGGGCACAGGACAAAGCAGUAGGGACAAAAUGUAUGUGAAAUGCUUUGAAACAGCAAUGUUUUGCUAUGAAAUAAUCGUUUUUUAAAAAAAAGUCAUUUUUUAAAAUUUUUAAAUUUCCCGCCGUUCUGUCCCCCGUACGUCCUGACGUCGUAGGGAACGGAACCCAGAAGAUGGAUGCUGGCAUUGGCCAGAGGACAUUGCCGGGACACUGCAGGGAGGACA